CCGCGGCGGCGCCUGGUAAAUGCCGGGAGUGAGGCAAGAUGGCCGCGCACCUGUCGUACGGGCGAGUGAACCUGAACGUGCUGCGCGAGGCGUUGCGUCGCGAGCUGCGGGAGUUUCUGGACAAGUGCGCUGGGAGCAAGGCAAUUGUGUGGGAUGAGUACUUAACAGGACCAUUUGGACUGAUUGCCCAGUAUUCCCUACUAAAGGAACAUGAAGUGGAAAAAAUGUUCACACUUAAAGGAAAUCGUUUGCCAGCAGCUGAUGUCAAGAACAUCAUUUUUUUGGUCAGACCCAGGCUAGAAUUGAUGGAUAUAAUUGCUGAGAAUGUGCUCAGUGAAGACAGGCGUGGCCCUACCAGGGAUUUUCAUAUUUUGUUUGUGCCACGCCGGAGCUUGCUGUGUGAGCAACGCUUGAAGGACCUGGGUGUUUUGGGAUCCUUUAUUCAUCGAGAGGAAUACAGUUUGGAUCUCAUUCCAUUUGAUGGGGACCUCUUAUCCAUGGAAUCAGAGGGUGCAUUCAAAGAGUGCUACUUGGAUGGCGACCAGACUAGCCUGUACCAUGCAGCCAAGGGGCUGAUGACCCUGCAGGCACUGUAUGGGACCAUCCCCCACAUCUUUGGGAAAGGAGAGUGCGCUCGGCAAGUGGCCAACAUGAUGGUCAGGAUGAAGAGGGAGUUUACAGGAAGCCAAAACUCAGUGUUUCCCGUGUUCGAUAACCUCCUGCUGCUGGAUCGCAAUGUGGAUCUACUAACGCCGCUUGCCACCCAGCUGACAUACGAAGGACUCAUUGAUGAGAUUUACGGCAUUCAGAAUAGUUAUGUGAAGUUACCACCAGAGAAAUUUGCACCCAAGAAGCAGGGUGGCAGCGGCGGGGAGGACCUUCCCACAGAGGCGAAGAAGCUUCAGCUGAACUCUGCGGAGGAGCUUUACGCUGAGAUCCGAGACAAGAACUUCAAUGCUGUGGGCUCUGUGCUCAGCAAGAAAGCGAAGAUUAUCUCCGCAGCCUUUGAGGAGAGGCACAACGCCAAGACAGUGGGGGAGAUUAAGCAGUUCGUUUCCCAGCUGCCCCACAUGCAGGCCGCCAGGGGCUCCCUCGCCAACCACACCUCAAUUGCAGAAUUAAUCAAAGAUGUCACCACGUCUGAAGACUUCUUUGAUAAGUUAACAGUGGAGCAGGAGUUCAUGUCUGGGAUAGACACUGAUAAGGUCAACAAUUAUAUCGAGGACUGUAUUGCCCAGAAGCAUCCGCUCAUCAAGGUGUUGAGACUGGUUUGCCUUCAGUCUGUGUGCAAUAGUGGGCUCAAGCAGAAGGUUCUGGACUACUACAAAAGGGAAAUUCUCCAGACCUAUGGCUAUGAACACAUACUGACCUUGAACAACCUUGAGAAGGCUGGCCUGCUAAAGGCUCAGACAGGGGGCAGAAACAAUUACCCAACGAUUCGGAAAACAUUACGGCUCUGGAUGGAUGAUGUCAAUGAACAGAACCCCACAGACAUAUCCUAUGUGUACAGUGGUUAUGCGCCACUCAGUGUGCGACUUGCUCAACUCCUUUCCCGGCCAGGCUGGCGGAGCAUCGAGGAAGUUCUCCGAAUUCUCCCAGGGCCCCACUUUGAAGAACGGCAGUCACUGCCCACCGGGCUGCAGAAGAAACGCCAACCAGGAGAAAACAGAGUCACGCUGAUAUUUUUCCUCGGAGGUGUCACCUUUGCUGAAAUUGCUGCCCUGCGCUUUCUCUCCCAGUUGGAAGAUGGAGGCACUGAGUAUGUAAUUGCAACCACUAAACUGAUGAAUGGAAGCAGCUGGGUAGAGGCUCUCAUGGAAAAGCCUUUCUAGGGUGUUGAGAGGAGACUGGACCAGUCAGCACAGAAUAAGUUGUCUCUGUGAAGUCACUGGAAGGAUGCAAAGCCCAGCUAUAGGCUCUUGUCGCUGCUGCAUCCUCCCUCCUGCUCCUCUCUGUUUCGGAUCCUAAAGAAAGGAGGAUCGGCUUGGGUAAAGAGACAUUGAGCUGGGUGUGGUGGCGCAUGCCUAUAACCCCCCACUUAAGAGAGAGACAGAGGCAGGAUUGCUGCAAACUUGAGGCCAGCCUGGACUGCAUAGUGAGUUUCAGACAGAAGCCUCCCUUCCCAAAAUAAGGAGACUCUGAUUUGGAAUUUGUAAGCUUACAGUCUUGAUUAGUAGUUUCUGGAAAUAGUUAAGAAUGUGAGUGGGAACCCUCAACAGCCACACAAAUGUAACUAACAAGCAGAGCCUGGGGUAAAUAUGAAAAAAGAAGUGGCAAGUUGGGCCACUAAUCCACAGUGUUUUCUAGAAGACAUACCCUGCCCAGGAUCGUGUUUUGUGUUGAGGACUAAGCCAGCAUUGUCUGAGUGCCUGCUCUUUCCUGCAGAUAAGAGCACAUUUGUGCCUCCAGUCUCUUCUAGUUUGAUUCCUAAGGCAAGUUUUGUUUCCUUCUGAAAAAAUCGAGAAGCUUGGAGAAGCUUCUUGAUGUAUCGAAGUUUCUGCCCUCUCUGAUUUAGCUGCAGCUAUGCAGGUUCUCUGCCUGUGAAGGACUCUGGUGAAGAUGGAGCUGAUUACUGGGCAGCUUCUGGAAGUUAGCCAUCCAGAGGCACUUGUGACUGCACGGUAACUCCAAGACACACCAGUGUAGAUGUUGCUGCUGGGGCUUCAGUUUUCUUCCAUGUCCAUUGUGGCCCCAGCAUCCAACUGAUCCUAUAAGCAGUGAUAGCUCUUAAGUUUCUUCAUGCCACUCUGUCACCAUGGUAACUGCCAUAUUCAACUCUCUAGUACUCAGGCUGUAUUCAAGUUCACACAUUCCUUUUGCUUGAAAAUACUCAGCCGAUCAGUCCCUGGCCUGGUGACCGCAGCCACUGUGGUCAGCCUUAGUCUCAGCCCAGCAGUGACAGGUGCCACCACUGCUGUAGGGAGUUAACCACUGCUGAGAGCGUGUCGCUGAAGCUGGGAGUUCAUAUGUGUUUCCACCUGCCUCCUUUCUAGGUAUCCAGGGGAGUUAAGGGCGCCCAGCAUGGGACCCAGUUGAUGGCUUUUCUGUCAUCACUCAGAUUUUCAGAAAAAUUAGCCUGUCUCAGCAUUGCCCAGGUCCUAUCCCAGGUGUGGUUUCUAUGGUUAAUUACUUCAUGUAGAAUUAAGAACAAUACAUUGCACUUUAUAUGUGAAAGAAAUUGCAUACUUAAAAAAAAAACAGGAAUAAAAGCUGGCAAAGAUAA
Molecule: messenger RNA, 3223 nt
Organism: Cricetulus griseus (Chinese hamster)
Lineage: Eukaryota; Metazoa; Chordata; Mammalia; Rodentia; Cricetidae
Source: RefSeq, a predicted model, not a curated record